AUGUAUUCGAGAAAAAUUUACAUGAGAACUUACAUGCAGGAGAAAAGACAAAAUGAUGAAUUUAAAAAUAAGGAUAAAGAGUACACUCUUCAAUCAAAGCGCAAUGCCAGACAGUCUGAAGAAUAUCAGAAAAAAGAUAGACAGCACACGCUUAAAUCAAUGCGCAAUAGCAGACAGUCUGAAGAAUAUCAGAAGAAAGAUAGACAGCGCUCGCUUCAAUCAAAGCACAAAAGCAGACAGUCUGAAGAAUAUCAGAAGAAAGAUAGACAGCGCACGCUUAAAUCAAUGCACAAUAGUAGGCAGUCUGAAGAAUAUCAGAAGAAAGAUAGACAGCACUCGCUUCAAUCAAAGCACAAAAGCAGACAGUCUGAAGAAUAUCAGAAGAAAGACAGGCAACACUCGCUUCAAUCAAAGCGCAAUGCCAGUCUGGAGAAAAUAAAAUGA
Messenger RNA from Mercenaria mercenaria, 444 nucleotides. RefSeq lists its product as uncharacterized. The record is from RefSeq and is a predicted model, not a curated record. The transcript has a single exon. The coding region runs from base 1 to 444 and encodes 147 amino acids. NCBI's taxonomy places the organism in Eukaryota, Metazoa, Mollusca, Bivalvia, Venerida, Veneridae.